This is a messenger RNA of Sesamum indicum (sesame), 1351 nucleotides long. RefSeq names its product 2-oxoglutarate-dependent dioxygenase 19. Lineage: Eukaryota; Viridiplantae; Streptophyta; Magnoliopsida; Lamiales; Pedaliaceae. The record is from RefSeq and is a predicted model, not a curated record.
UCACAUACUAUGUCGCAAUAAACUCAUCCUCUCUCUUCUUCAUUCAUCUUCUUCCUCUUCCGUCACACACACACAUAUACAUACAAAUGGCGCCGGCAAUAGCUCCGAUGAAACCAUCUAACAUUGCGGAGAACUCAUUCGUUAAGGCGCUGGCUGAGUCUUCCACCCUCAAUUCUGUCCCUUCUCAGUUUGCUUUCGCCAAUGAUUCCAGAGGCUCCCACUCUGAUUCUAUUCCCAUCGUUGAUUUCUCCCUCCUCGUCUCCGGCACUCCUGACCAACGCGCCAAAGUUCUCCGGGACCUUGACAACGCCUGUAGGGAAUGGGGAUUCUUCGUGCUGGUGAAUCAUGGGAUCCCCGAUACUCUUCUGAAGGCCAUAAUAGAGGCGAGUCUGGAGUAUUUCGAGUUGCCGGAGGAGGACAAGCGGCGGUACGAGGCCAAGAGUGCGUCGGACCCUAUCAAAUCCGGCAGUGGCAGCGUCAUCAAUACGGCCAACCACAGGGUUCACUUGUGGAGGGAUUUUGUCAAGUCCUAUGUUCACCCUCAAUUUCACUGUCCAGAAAAACCUCAUAAAUUAAGGGACGUUCUAGCUGAAUUUUCUGAAAAAACUCGAUACGUGGCGAGAAAACUACUCCAGGACAUCGGAGAAAACCUUGGACUGGAAAAAGGAUACAUGGAUGAAGUUUUGAAGCUGGACUCUUGCUUUCAACUGUAUGCCGCAAAUUACUAUCCGCCUUGCCCUCAACCCGACCAAGCUAUUGGUCUGCCAGCACAUACCGAUCAUGGGCUCUUGACGUUCCUCAUACACAACGGAGUUGCUGGGCUACAGAUACAGCACAACGGAGAGUGGUUCAACACUAAUUCCCCUCAGAAUUCCAUUCUGGUUAACACAGCCGAUCAUCUUGAGAUAUUAAGCAAUGGGAGGUACAAGAGCGUGAGGCACAGAGCGGUGGUGAACAAUGAGGCAACCAGGAUAUCAGUGGUCAUGGCUAAUGGUGCGGCACCUGAUGCAAUUGUGGAGCCGGCUGGGCCGUUAGUCGAACAGGAUGGUCGUGCAUAUUAUAUUAUCAUGAAAUUUAUUGAAUACGUGGAAACAAUGCUCAGCAACCGGCUUCAAGGGAAAAGCAACUUGGAUUGCAUCAAGAUACAGCAGCAUGACUGAAUUGAAUAAUCACUACUGUUGUUUAUAAGAUUACUGCGUAUGUAUGAUUAAAAAUUCCCAUAUAUAGUUGUUAAGGUGAUGGUAAUAAAAGUUUACUAUGUCUGAUGAAUAUGGGUUAGAGAAGUUGUUCAUUGGAAUCUUUCUAUGAUUUGAUAUGAUAUGAUAUGCUGCGGCUUCUACUUUUAUAAUUC